CAUGGACGGGCGACGAGAGUUAGCACUAAUGUGCGAGUAAUGAGAAUUGUUUUUCUAUUCUGGAGACGAAGACAAACCAAAGCAAGGUAUACAUCACAAACAUCAAAACUGACAGUUUGUAAGUGAUAUAUUGAAUUUAAAAACAAAUAUGUCUGAACAACAACAGCAACAACAACAACAGCCUUCACAACAACAGCAGCAACAACAUCCACCUUCUUCUGCACCUCAGCAUCAACCAGCCCAGCAACAAUCCAGUCAAGGACAACAGCAACAGGCACACCCCCAACAACAGCAGCAGCAACAGCAACAACAGCAGCAACAACAACAACAUGUCCCCCAGCAAAACCAGCAGCAACACCAACAGCCCCAGUCCUCACAGCCUCAGGUACGGCUGGCCGUACAACAGGCACAGCCACCGACAUCCCUGCAUUCUGUUUCAAAUAUGGGCACUUCCCUACCAGUGACUUCCAUGACAACUAAUACCAUGGCAACCAUGGUUGCAGCAGGGAUACGUAACCCUAUACCACAGGUUCAGGUCAUCCCACAAAUGCACAGUCCACCGUACAUAUCACAGUUUCCAUACAACCAGCAACAGAUCAUGCUACAGAAUGCCGCCAUGCAGGCUGCCAUGCAGGCCAGUGCUAUGAACAUGAACCUAAACCCACAGCAGCUCAACAUGAAUAUGAACAUGGCGGCCAUGGCGAUGCAGCGACAGCCUCAGUCUGUUAAUAAUAAUCUAAACAGUCCUGGCAACCUCUUGUCACCCAGCCCAACAACACCAACCCAGCAAAACCCAGGAAUGAAUUUCAGCUCUGCAGUCACAUCGCAGGUCAGCAACAGCAACGUGCAGUCUUCAAAUGGGAAAGGCGGCUCAAAUGGCAACAAAGGACAGACAACAGGGAUGGGUCAGAUACAACAGGCACAAGCUACAGCUUUGGUGGGAGGAAAACCUAUUAUGCCAACACAAGGCAUGCAGACUGGUGGUCCCCAACCAUUGGUGUUAUCACAACUCAGUGUGCUCCCUAACCCACCAGUGGCUAACACACAGGGAUUUGUUGCUGGACAUACCAAAGGACAGUCAAUGUCCCUGAGCCAGGCUGGUCAGUCACAACUCAUCAACACACAGGCACCGAUACGUUUCUCUCAACCCCAGAUUGUGUCUAGUACGGGUCAGAUAAUCUCCUCUCAUGUCCAGCCCAUGUUAGCCAAUCAAGCGGUCCUGCAGGCCAUGGCAAGUCUCCAGCAACAGGGGAUUCCAUUGGCUCAUCAGCAACUCCUCUCUGCGCCUGGCCAGUCACCAACCAUCUUAUCUGCAGGACAGUCACUUUUCUUACGGCCUGCUAGCCAGAUACCAACACAGCAGGGUAUGAUGACAGCCACAGGUGUUCAGACUAUAGGACCAGCCAUGAAAGGUGGUCGCAUGGAGAUGCCACAGAAUUUGCAGGUCAAAUCUAAUCCAGGGUCAGUGGCUUUGUCCAAACAGGCAGCUGGAGGUCAGUCUGCAGGUAAAGCUAUCCUUCCAUCAUUAGUUAAAAGUAACACUGCCAAAAUACCGCCAACACAGAUGAUAGGCCAGAGGACAAAGUUAUCUAUACCAAGUCUGCCCCGAACACCAAAGGGUCGACCACGCAAUCAAAACAAGAGUACAGCAGUGACAACUGCCACUGCAGCUACUAACACUGUGGCAUCAGCCUUAAAAGCCACUGCUGCAGCGACAAGUCAGUCGAAACCUGCAACGCCAACUACUCAAGUUGUGAAUCUGACCACGCAGGCAAAGAGUCAGUCGGAUUCAGAGUUAGAAGCUGCAAAGAAAGCUACACCACUUGAAUCAACUAGCAAUGGAAUCACAGAGGCCAGCCAGGCAGAAGUUGGACCUAAGGAACCCCCUGCUUCAGAUCCACAUCUGGUGAACUCAACAACAGACCAAUCAGAGAACCCAAUGGAUACCAAUGAGAAGGUGGAAACAGUUGCUGUGGCACCGAUUAUGGUGGAGAAACAGCGGGCUAUUGUGAAACCUCACAUCCUUACUCACGUGAUAGAAGGGUUUAUCAUACAGGAAGGGCCAGAACCCUUCCCUGUGGAGAGGUCUUCACUACUCACUGAAUUUAUCCCACCGAAGCCUGGACAGACACCUUCUGACGACAAAGAAACAGACCUAAACGGAGAAUCUCCGAUGGAAAGUAGCCACUCUUCUCUAGUUAACAAAGCAGGGGAAAGCACAAGAAGACCAUUUGUCAAAUGUGAGUUUUGUGGUAAAGAUGAACAAUCUACAAGGUUUAAGAAGUCAAACCGGUUUUGUUCAAUGCCGUGUGCGAAGAGGUUUAAUGUUGCUUGUUCACGCCGUAUAUCCUUGUUCAGGGUUCGUGGUCGACCACCUUCACUAGCAGCUGGUGGCAAGGUAAUCAAAAAGAAACCAAUGUUUGGGGUGAGAAAAGGCUGGCGACAAGGUGGACGUGGAUCGCGCAUGUCAUACAACCUCUCUGGAGAAAUGGACGUGGAUGACAAUAGCCAGUUUGAUCAUGCGGAACAGAGCAGUUCUCCAAGCUCUGAGAACGAAAGCAGCAUGACACCUGACUCACCAACCACAGUACAGGGCCAAGGGGAUGGCGACUACCAGGACACGCCACAAUCCAACCCAGCUCGCUGGAAUGUUGUGGAAGUGUAUGAGUUUAUCAAAUCUAUGCCUGGCUGUGCACCAUAUGCUGAAGAGUUCCGAUCGCAAGAGAUUGAUGGUCAGGCACUGAUGCUCCUUAAGGAGGAUCAUCUUAUGACAGCCAUGAGCAUGAAACUUGGACCUGCCCUUAAAAUCUGUGCUCGUAUUAACAGUCUGAGAGACGAGGCUGUGUAAAUUGUCAAUUGUGACUUUUCAAUGGAAUAGUUAUAAUUCUCUAGAAAAUUUUUUAGAUGGAAAACAUGAAUCAAAGGAUUAUGGAUGAAUAAUGAUAAUUAUUCCUGAGAUUAUACCCUGAAAUAUGGUUACAUUUCAUCAUUGGUUUGGUGAAUAAUCUUAAAUUUCAUCUAAAUAACAGAUGAGAUCUUUUGACUUUCAUAAAUCACUGAGUUAUUGAUCGGGUCAGUUGGAGGACCCUUUCAAAGUUCAUUUAGUGCUGAUACAGUCAUACAGUAAAAUCAUCAAUUUUUGUGGUGUAUUUAUUCUCACUGAUUUUGUGGGCCCUCCUAUUGAUUUUGUGGGCCCUCCUGUUGAUUUUGUGGGCCUUCUCGUUGAUUUCGUGGGCCUUCUUAAUUCACAAAUUUAUAUGAGUAGAUUUAUUAAGCUAUUUUUAGUCACAAAUGUUAAGUGUCGAUGAAAUACUUAUUUGAAAAAAACCUUGAAAAUAGAGCCCCACAAAAAUAUAUGAUAUUACAGUAUACAUGUAAAGAAAAUGCUGGUAUUUAAGAUAUAUUAAGUACUAGUGUGCUUGAUUGUUAUAUAAACCAUUAUCUUGCUGUGGUAUACAUUUGAUAAUUCAUGAUCGAUUUUUUAGAUAUAUGACAACUUUCAUCAGAAUUCUUGUCUAUCGAAAACAUUAAAUAUGUAAUAUUUGGUGCAAAAAAAGAGAGGAGAUGGUUAUUUAUUUGUUGUGUACAAAAAUCUGUGUGGAGUAUUCGUUUUGAAUAGUAGAGGUGAACAAAACAAUACAGGACGUAUCAUCCUGUUGAUGUAAGUCUUGAAGUUUCUGUUUUUUAUUGUUGUGCAAUCAUUGGUGCAAAAAUGUAUGACACACUUCGCUGCUAAAUGGCUACUUCAACAAGAUAAGAUGUGUGAAAAUGCAUUCGGAUAAAAUGUGUGGAAAAUGGGUUAGAUAUUAUAUACAGCGUGUAUAUAGGACGGACACUGUAGUAUUCAUUUGCUUUGUGUACUGAUGGUAACUUUGUCAUCUUCAUCAUAUUGAUAAAUAUUUCUUCAUGCAAUUCUUAAAUGUUUGUACGCGUAUUGGACGUUUCACCUUUUAUUUCAUGUGUUUAUGCGCCAUAUCAAUGGAAAGUGCAUGCUAGAAAGUCAGAAGAUGAUUGGUCUACAUGUGUUUUACAGCCAUCAUAUUUUGAGAGAGUGUGAGAAAGGAUGCAGAAAAAAGGAGGGAAAGAUGAAGAAAACAAGAUACAUUUGAAAUUAUUUAAUGCACAAGUGGACACUAUACAAUGGUUCAAUCUUAAUCACAGACAGGUCAAAGGUUUAUGAUAUUAUUAACCUUGUGUUACUAUUUUUAGAAUUUUAGAAACAGCAGGUUCAUAUUUUCUUUUACUUUAUCAUUGAUAAACAUUGCUCUCUUUGGGAUUCGCAACUUUUAUAAAAAUUUUUUUAGAUAAAACGUCUUCAUUCUAUAUCUACCAAUUAUGGACUCAUUGUAAAGAUGUGAUUUUUUAAAAGUGAUAAAUGAUAUUUACCUUAUUUAAUAUCUCAUUCCUGGGCGAAAGUAAAUGUGUACCUUUAUGAAAUUUGGUAAGUACACUAAAUGCUUAGAUAAUAAAUACUGUUUGAAAUCUUCUGAAGUAUGAUUAUUGUGGGAAGUUUGGUGUGUUGACAAAUGAAGUUGUGGUUUCAGAGUGAUCAAUUUUUACAUUUGAAUUAGAUGUCUGUAAUUUUAUAUUUCUGUUUGUUUAACGUUUUUAAAUUUUGAUAAACCUGAAAUCUUAGACAUAUAUAAGGAUAAUAUUCUAAAUUUUCAUCUGUUGUAAUAUUCAAUUUCGAUUGCUUAGAAAUUUUUAGCAAUUUUAUGCCAUGCCAAAUAUGUGAUUUAAAAAUUCUCAAAAAAAAAAAGAGAUGAAUGGAGAUGACCUUCUUUACUUUCAUCAGUGUUGUUGCCUUGCAUACUUAACUUUCCUGCAUAUAAUAUCAGAGAUUUAUAAAACCAUAUUUCAAAAAUUUAGAUUGAUAUGAAACAACUAUGAACAGAUCUGUGUUUUAUGUAGCGCUCAUGUCAUGAAACAUGAAAGCUUCCUUUUCAGCAGACCUUGAGGUACUUGUAGUUUAAAACUUUUUCCCCCUUUGAUCUUUCUAAUACAUGGGUAGUACGUCAGAUAAUGGCAUUAAAUGUGGCUUAAAUUCUAGCGAUUGCAAGACCUAUUUUUCCUUUUCAAACCAGACCCAGGUUUUGUCAAAAUAUUUUCCAAAUGGAUAUUUAUAGCAUAUUCAAUUACAAACAAGUUACAGCAAUUGUUUAUUGUAUACGAAAAUGUUUGUUUAUUGUUUAUUGAAAAACCUAUAAAAUGAAAAUAGUAACCAAAGAAAAUUCUUUAGAAAUGAGUGUGAAAUGACAUAUUUUUCAACGAAUUUGAAAAUUGUGUCAUGUUAUAGAAAAUAAAUGUUGGAUUAGAUAAGAAAGAGGACGACAAAACAAUGGAUGGAAGGUUGAUAAUUGUGCCAUAGUUUAUUGUAAAUAAAUGUGAGUAUAGUACCUUAUAGUGCCCGUUUUUAAACAGGUUGAAUGUAAAGUUGUAGUAUUGAAUCACUGACUCUAUAUUACCUGAAAACAAACCACAAUAUCAAGUUGAAUCGACAGGGUUGUGAAAAAGCUUGAAAGGACAAUUUUCAAUGUUGAUCGUGGGACUGCUGGACAAAUGAUUACUGGAGUGCUGGAUGUGUAAAUUAAUUUUAGAUUUAGUAAACUCUGCAGCGACUUCUCUGUAAAUCAGAUGUUUUCUCAAUAGGUUUUCUGUUGGUGUUAUGAUAUUAGUUUCAUGUAAAAUUAGAAUUAAAAGAGUGUUAUUGGGAAUUUUUAUCCGAUAUCGUCAUUCAGCGAAAUUUUCAUUGUGUACUGCCAUCACUUUUCCACAAACUUUCAUUAUAACACUAUGUCGUAUUAAACAAAGGAAAUUGCAUUGAGUCUUGACACAUUACUUGCUUACAUUUGUUGUUAGUAUCACAAAAGGAAAACAGAUGCUAGGUUAAAGUCAUAAAAUUAAAGAUGUUUAAAUAGUCAUAGAUUUUAACAAAAGAAGAAAUUGAGAAAACCUCUGAUUGAAUGAUUUUCAGAAACAAUGGAUGUACAUUAUAUUUACACAACGAAACGGCAUUAAAACAUUGAUGUGAAGAUAUGAAAGUGAA
Messenger RNA from Ylistrum balloti, 6046 nucleotides. RefSeq names its product polyhomeotic-like protein 1. The coding region runs from base 149 to 2848 and encodes 899 amino acids. Gene Ontology annotation, cellular component: nucleus; PRC1 complex. Gene Ontology annotation, molecular function: zinc ion binding; protein binding. The record is from RefSeq and is a predicted model, not a curated record. Lineage: Eukaryota; Metazoa; Mollusca; Bivalvia; Pectinida; Pectinidae. The transcript has 13 exons.